Molecule: messenger RNA, 2316 nt
Organism: Arachis duranensis
Lineage: Eukaryota; Viridiplantae; Streptophyta; Magnoliopsida; Fabales; Fabaceae
Exons: 5
Coding region: 1-2316 (771 amino acids)
Biological process (GO): DNA transposition
Molecular function (GO): zinc ion binding; transposase activity; DNA binding
Source: RefSeq, a predicted model, not a curated record
AUGUUUGAGUAUGAGUCUGAAGACUUACAUACUCCCAUAUCAUCUGAUGAUGAAGGCAGAGGUGAAAAGUUUCCAGAGUUUAAUGAUGAGUAUGCUCAUGGUGAGGGCAGGUUUGAGCUAGGAACUAGGUUUGCCACUGUAGACAGGUUCAAGGAGGUAGUUAAGGAUUGUUUCAUCGCUGAGGGUCGGGAAGUGAAAUGGAUAAAAAAUGACAAAGAGAGAGUGAGAGUGGGGUAUGGGGAUAAGGAGUGCCCUUACUUGGUUCACUUGUCAUACAACAAAAGUCUGCAGUGUUAUCAAGUGAAGACCUACCAUCCAGAACACACUUGUGCGAGGGAUUUGGGCAGCAACGCUGCUGAUCAACACUGGCUAAGUAAGAAGAUUGAAAAGCAGAUGUCCACCCAACCACACAUGAAUACAAAGGAGGCUACUGAUUUUCUUAAGGAGGACUUUGCCCUUUGUCCCCAUCCUAAAAUGGUUUAUAGAGCAGUGAAGGAGGCUAGGGAGAAGAUCCAAGGAAAUGAAAAGGAACAAUACAAGAGAUCCAGGGAUUAUUGUGAGGAAAUACUGAGGAGCAAUCCAGGCUCAUCAACCAGGCUUGAGCUCAUGCCAAUUCCAGAUGGUCCCCCUGUUUUUUAUAAACUAUACAUUUGCCUAGAGGCCUGCAAACAAGGUUUCAAAGAUGGUUGUCGUCCCCUGUUGCAUUUGGAUGGGUGCUUUCUGAAGACAUAUUACAGUGGUUGGCUUCUAGCAGCAGUUGCUCAGGAUGCAAACAACCAAUUCUAUGUUGUUGCCUAUGGAGUGGUCAGGGCUGAGACUAAGGAAGCCUGGAAGUGGUUCCUGACCAAUCUGCAAGGGGACAUAGGAGACGAUGCUAACCAUGGCUGGAACUUCAUUUCAGACCAACAGAAGGGUUUGCUGCCUGCGUUGAAGGAGGUCAUGCCUCAUGCUAAGCUCCGCAAUUGCGUUAUGCAUAUGUGGAAAAACUUCAUCAAUCGUUACAAGGAUCUGUGCACGACUGUUGCUGAGUUCAAGGAAUGCAUGGAGAAGUUGAAGACAGUUAACAAGGGUGCCUGGGAGUACCUCAGCAAAUUUGAACCUGAGACAUGGGUGAAGGCUUACUUCUCCCAUGGGUCAAAAGUGGAUAACCUCACAAACAAUAUGUGUGAGGCUUUUAAUGCAAAAAUAGUAAGCUAUCGCUGCAAGCCUAUCCUAACCAUGUGUGAAGAAAUCAGAUGCUAUCUCAUGAGGCGGAUGGUGAAUCAUAAACGGAUCUUGGAGAAUCACUCAGGGAGGCUAGCACCAGUUCAGGAAAAGAGGAUGGAGAAGCUGUUAAACCUAAGCACCAAGUGGACGGCUAAAUGGGUUGGUGAUAAUGAACGAAAGAGGUUUGAGGUUUCUCGGAAAGGAACUAAGGUGGAUGUGGACCUCAUUAGGCACAGUUGCUCAUGCAAUCGAUGGCAACUGACUGGCAUGCCCUACUUACAUGCAUUUGCUGCCAUAAGGAAGAGACAUGACACACCUCAGGACUAUGUUCACCCUUGGCUAUGCAUGGAGUCCAUUAGGAGGACAUAUGCACACUGUAUUAAGCCUGUUCCAAGUCCAGAAUUUUGGGUUGGAACUGAGUUCUCGAAGCCAGACCCACCUAUUAUCAAAAGGCCAAUUGGACGGCCAAAGGUUCAUAAUAGGCAAAAGGAUCCGGUUGAGCCACUCAUGCAAGAAGGAAAACUGAAAAGGUCAUUCGUUGUAUCCUGCAGCAAGUGUGGUGAGAAGGGUCACAACUACAAAACAUGUAAAGGAGCCCCUUCCAACCCAAACUGGAAGCCGAAGACAAGGCGCCCUAGCAAGAAAUCAGCUACUGCCUCUCAGGCACUGAUUAUGCUUCCACUAUCACAAUCUGCUCCAGGUUCAGAGGAUGCAUCUAGCAGCCAACCAGUCAGCUCCCCAAACCCCACUGUUGUGGAAUCACCUGCCACAAGCAAUCCACCUAUGCCACAAGCUCCAACAAGGGUGACAAGAUCCACACUUAUCAUUUCACCUCCAGGGCCAACAACUACUCAAACCAGGCCACCAGCCCCAACUAUAGGCCGCCCAUUUAAACCUCCAGCGAAAGACAAUGACACAUCUCGCCCACAACAGUCCAGGUUCAUACCAAAGCAGAAGAUCUUCAGGCCGCCGGCUCCAGUCGCUGCAUCCACAAUCAACACUACUACACAACAGCCAACUCCACCAACCAUCCCAUCUGCAGCUCCAAAUCAAAAAGCUCGACCCCAAAGUUUGCCAAAUUCUCCAAAAACAAAGGACUCGAAAGAAUGA